GUGCAGCGUUGGCCGCUGACUGCAGGCUCGCCGGGGAUCCUGUCCUACAACUUCCAGAAGCCCCGAGGGUGACCGCUGCCGCGGGAGGCGGCCCGCGGAGGCCCUGGCUCCGUUGCAUCCCUCUAUGAUCAGGGGUGACAACAAGUUAAGUGUUUUCCUGAAGGUGUCUGACUUAUGAAAGUUGGAGCCCAGGCCGCUCUUCUGUGAGCCUUCUGUUGGGUCUAAAGGAGUUCCUGAUCAGAAUGGCUUUGGGAUGGUUUUACCUGUCCUGCCUGGUGCUGGGGUCCCUGGGUUCAAUGUGCAUCCUCUUCACUACCUAUUGGAUGCAGUACUGGCGAGGUGGCUUUGCCUGGGAUGGCAGCGUGCAUAUGUUCAACUGGCACCCAGUGCUCAUGGUUUCUGCCAUGGUGGUGAUCUACGGAGCUGCAUCUUUGGUGUAUCGCCUUCCUGCAUCAUGGGUGGGACCCAAGCUGCCCUGGAAACUCCUCCACGCAGCCCUGCACCUGAUGGCCUUCAUCUUCACCGUUGUGGGGCUGGUUGCCGUCUUUCAGUUUCAUAGCCACUCAAAAAUCGCCCACCUCUACUCCCUGCACAGCUGGCUGGGCAUCACCACUGUCAUCCUCUUCUCCUGCCAGUGGUUCCUGGGCUUUGCUGUCUUCCUCCUGCCCUGGGCAUCCCUGUGGCUACGCAGCCUUCUGAAACCCAUGCAUGUCUUCUUCGGAGCCUCCAUCCUCUCCCUGUCCAUCGCAUCUGUCAUUUCUGGCAUCAAUGAAAAACUUUUCUUCGUUUUGAAAAAUGCCACCAAGCCUUACUCCAGCCUGCCCAGUGAGGCUGUCUUUGCCAAUAGCACCGGGCUCCUGGUGGUGACCUUUGGGCUCCUGGUUCUCUAUGUUCUUCUGGCCUCAUCGUGGAGACGCCCGGAGCCAGGGACGCUGAUUGACAGAGAGCCUAUGUUGCAUGACGGGGAAUGAAGCGGGAAGGGGCUCCCAGAACAGUCUGCAGUGCGGUGUCUCUCCCUCAGAAGCUCUGCUCCAUGAGGCCGGUGUCAGCAGCUGACUUUCUUGGGUUGGAGCCACACUUCUCCUGGCCUUGGAGUCAGAGGCUGGACCUGCCUGAAGUAGGCAGGAAAGCCUGCACCCUGCAAGGGAAAGGAAAGGCACAGAAAUUUCUCUCCACCACUUGCUGCCCAUCUGCUUCUCUUAAGGGCUGUGGCUUUUUGGCUUUGCCUUUUCAGGUUCUCCAUUUGCAUACGAUCCUCCUGGUCCUGGUCCCUCAUGGCACUUCUGCUGGAUCUGCGGAAGUUGGCUUGAUUUCUUAGUAAGACUCUUCUGAUAUGGUAGAAAAUCCCAACAGCUCACAAAUGCUGAAGCUCAGGGUUAGUCCAUAAUUUGAGGUAUUAAGUCAGCUCUUUCUUUGGAGGUAUAUGUCCCAGUUAGGACACCCACCAGGGCACAGCUGCCUCUGCUCUGUUGCUCCCUCCUGCCCUGGCUGGAUGUGCAAUUGGGUGGGAAAGGCAUUAGGGUGGCUGAAAGAGAAGGGGGUGGUAGCAGAAUGGCUGUUGCAGAGAGGUCGAGGGGCAGAGUGCCUGGAACUGUUCUUGCACAUCUCUGCACUGUCCUAUGUAUAUCGUGACCAUUUGGCUUCACUUCUUUCAGCUGCUGCUUCAGCUGUGGCCUGGAACCCGCCCUUUCCCUGUGACUUAUGUGCCUGUCACACAGGCAGCCAUGUGAGCCCUGGUAACCUGCUCUCCCAGGAACAGACAGCUGUCCCCACAGUACCAUGUGAUGAGUAGCAGAAGUUUCUGUGCCUUUCUUUCCUUUCCCUUGCUGGGUGCAAGCUUUCCUGCCUGCUUCAGGCAGGUCCAGCCUGUGCCCUUGGCAGGGUCCCAGCCUAGCUGGUCUUUCUUCUGCAGGCCACCAUGACCCAUAGGCCAGUGUUAACUGCGCUCCGCAGAGCCCUGGGCCACUGCUGCUUUGGAGGUGUCCUUGCUGAGUACUUAGGUGCCUCUUCUGCCCCAUAAAGGCUGCUUGUCUGGCUGAACCAGCCUCAGUGGCAUGCUAGAGUGCAAGCUUUGCUCUUCUCCUGAGAAGAAACCCAGCAGGGAGGGUUCCUCCUGUCUUGUACAGAUGAGCCCUGCCAGGCGCCAGCCUCCAGACUGCUAGGCUUUGCAGACAGGUGUGAGGAGCCUGGUAUUUUGCACUCCCUGAAGGCAGCGGACAGGCUGAUUUUCCUAUUUCCAGAAUUUGGCGGGAGAGCUGCGUUGGACUGUACAUUGGAUGAGGCCUGCAUGGCGCUGGGAUGACUGCCAGGCACCUCUGUUGUGAUCCGCUCUGCUGGCUAACAUUUGAGGGGGUGUUUCAGUUGUUUAUGAAUCUGGUUUUCAUUAAACAUGUUUUUAUGUACCAAA
Molecule: messenger RNA, 2407 nt
Organism: Jaculus jaculus (lesser Egyptian jerboa)
Lineage: Eukaryota; Metazoa; Chordata; Mammalia; Rodentia; Dipodidae
Product: lysosomal membrane ascorbate-dependent ferrireductase CYB561A3
Exons: 7
Coding region: 243-971 (242 amino acids)
Cellular component (GO): lysosomal membrane
Molecular function (GO): oxidoreductase activity
Source: RefSeq, a predicted model, not a curated record